Messenger RNA from Nymphaea colorata (pocket water lily), 2278 nucleotides. RefSeq names its product UDP-glycosyltransferase 73C25-like. The record is from RefSeq and is a predicted model, not a curated record. Lineage: Eukaryota; Viridiplantae; Streptophyta; Magnoliopsida; Nymphaeales; Nymphaeaceae. Gene Ontology annotation, molecular function: UDP-glycosyltransferase activity. The coding region runs from base 433 to 2037 and encodes 534 amino acids. The transcript has a single exon.
UAUCCAAAUAACAUGUCUUAUUCUUUUCAAUAAUCCAUAUUUAUAGCAAUGAAAUACAAAUACUAUUUUUUUUGUUCCUACCCAAACAAUAUAUUAUAUGAUCUAUUACAAAUACCUAUGCUCUGUCUUCUCUAUAAAGGACCUGAAAUACCUUGCUUACGUAUCAUUGAAAAGUGCAUUAACAUAAAUACGACGAUAAAAAGAGGUAAUACAAAAGUGUGUAAACUAUAAAAGCGGGUCAAAGUGGAUUGACCCACGCUACGCGUAAUAACUCUACCAAGGGCGAUCCCACUAUAGGGAUAGCCUCAGGCACACCAGUUACAAUUUUGACUGCCCAAUACCCAAUUUGGUCCCAAGGUAAAGAAUAACCAGUGCGCAUCCAUAAGAUCCGUGUACCAAAACCUAGAUCCAGGAAAUUCUGGAAGUCCUCCGAUGCUCUCGAUUAAUGAAUUCAUGAACAACUAUGUUAAAAAGCACCAAAACGCCUUGAAGAUACCAAAUUCGCAUCUGAUUCGACUUCCAGUUCAUUUGAGAUUAACUAUUUUAUUACCGAUCAAUAAACAAGGACCCUUCCUCCAGCCGCAGGUAGAGUCAGAGAGAACUCCCAUGGAAGGCCGCUUCCAACACCAUCCUUACGCUGUCGUCUUCCCUCUAAUGGCGCAAGGCCACAUGAAUCCCAUGAAUGACUUUGCUAGGAUCCUCGCUAGCCACGGUUGCAGAGUCACCGUCCUCACCACACCCCUCAACUCCUUCAGGUACGACUCCAUGAUCGAAUGGUCGAAAUCUCAGGGCCUCAAAUUGACUGUGGUCCAUUUACCAUUCCCAUCUAGACAAGUGGGAUUGCCGGAAAACUGUGAAAACAUGGACUCCAUCACCAAUCCUGAUAUGUUACUGAAGUUCAUCAUAGGCACCAAGAUCCUUCAGCAGCCGUUUGAAGAUUUCGUGAUGGAGGAUCCACCCAAUUGUAUCAUUUCAGAUGCUUUCUUCCCAUGGAGUACCCAAACAGCAGAGAAGGUCAAGAUACCAAGGUACGUCUUCCACACCUGCAGUUGUUUCAUGUAUUGUGUGAAUCAACGCAUCGGAGCCCAAGGCUCUAACGAAGAAGAGUUUGUGGUCUCUGGUUUGCCUCAUGAAGUUAAGAUGAGGAAAGCUUUGAGUCCGCUUAUUGGUGCUAGCAGCAGUGUGGAUGCUUUUGUCAAGGAACUGAGAAUGUCAGACAAGGCCAGCGCAGGAGUCAUCUUCAACACUUCAUACGAGAUCGAGUCCGCCUAUGUCGAACUAUUCAAGUCGAUGAGGGGUUGUCAACAUCUCUGGACGGUUGGCCCUCUGUCGCUAAUCAGCCAUCCGAAGGGGAGGAGCAGAGAAGAGAAGCGGGGGAAGGAGCUGUCCUCCAUUGAUGAGGAUCAAUUCUUGAGAUGGUUGGACUCUAAGCAACCGAGGUCUGUGAUGUAUGUAUGCUUUGGAAGCAUUGCUUCCCUUUCAGGACCGCAGCUCAUGGAAGUGGGGCUGGGGCUCGAGUCCUCACAGCACCCGUUCAUAUGGGUAGUCAGAAAAGGGGUGGAAGAAAGGUUUCUGCAGGAAUUGCAGGAGAGGGUGAAGGAGAGAGGGUUGAUCAUCAAAGGAUGGGCUCCCCAACUGCUAAUACUCUCACACCCUGCAGUAGGUGGAUUCAUGACUCACUGUGGAUGGAAUUCCUUGAUGGAAGGUAUAAGUGCAGGCCUGCCAUUAUUGACAUGGCCCAUGUUUGCGGAGCAACACGUCAGUGAGAGGCUGGUGGCAGAUGUCCUUGGAGUUGCGCUUCCUGUCGGUAACAAGAAGGUCAUGGGACUCUGUGAAGAACAGAAGGCCGAAGAAUUGGUAAGACGCGAGCAAAUAGAGAGGGUAGCGACUGCGGUUUUCAGCAAUGAGCAUGAAGCAAGAGAAAUGAGAAGGAAAGCUACAGUGCUUGGUGAAAUGGUGCGCAAGUCUGUUGAAGCUGGAGGCUCUUCUGCUCUCAACUUGAAUCUCCUGUUGAAGAAGAUCGGCUGUGAUGUUUAAGGAGAGAAGCCUAUUGUGAAGUUCGUGGUAUUUCCAAUUAGGCUUUAAGCUGCUUUCACUAGGCAAGCUCCAUCUUGUUUACGCUGAAAAUUAUGUUAAAAUAAGUUGGGGAUUCGUGAAUGCUUGAUUUCUAUUCUUAGCAGUACCAUAUGUAGAUGGAGUGGUGGAAAUCAUACUUGAAAGUUGGAAGCUUGAUUACGCAAUCUAACAUCAAUAAAGUAACCUUGGAAGAUUGUCACAA